Paramecium sonneborni is the source of this 8247-nucleotide messenger RNA. The record is from the annotation of a GenBank genome assembly. NCBI's taxonomy places the organism in Eukaryota, Ciliophora, Oligohymenophorea, Peniculida, Parameciidae.
AUGUUCUUUAUAUUUCCUUUGAUAUAAAUAUGCAUCUCUAGCUUCACAUAUAUUAACGAUUAAACUCGUUAUUCAGCUAUUAUAGAUUGGAACGACCCAACUUAAGGGUAAGGAUUGGUAUCAAAAUUAUGUCCUUUAGGAGCAAAAUAUUAUAUGUAUGAAACUUUAAAUACUGACAUAUACUAUUUUCUUUCAGUUGGGCUAUUAUUAAAUGAAGAUUUGUUUUAUCUACAUUAUUUAGUGUUAUCUAAUUCUGAAUAAAAAAUCAUUCACUAUGUUUAUUAUAAAUAGGAUAAUGUAUGGUUAUCUAACUAAUUUAAUUUUAAUUUGUAAGACUAUGAAGGAUUAUGGAUUUAAGAGUAUGUUUAUUAUGAUAUUGUUCAAAAUUAGUUAAAAGUUGAUAUGAAAUGGGGUAAUUAGGAACAGGUCAGAUGUUCUUAUGAUUAUUAAAAUUUCAUGUAUUAAACAUUUAACUUUAUUAUUGGAGGUUCUUAUGAUGUAAUAAUAUUUAUGUUUAUUUAGGUUGAAGAUCCAAUUACAUAGAAGAUGUUAAAUUUAAAAACAUUUCCUGGUUAACUUCGAGCAGCAACAAGUGUUUAUAAACAAGAUAUGGACAAUGGCUGGGAAAUUUUCACUGAGUCCUUGUGUUCUUAAACUACGAGAUUAUUAUUAGGAAAAUUAGAUUUUAGCUUAUUUAAUCAACAUCAAAUAUAUAUGAUAGAAAAUUAGAAUUUAAAAUAUUAUAAAGUAACAUUUUGGGCUUAGAUUCCAAAAUAAUAUGAUUCAGACUCUGAUCAUAGAAUUCACAUAUUUAGAAUAGCAGCAAAUCGAUUUACUACUGAUUUUUUAGCUACAGGAUCAAAUUCUUUUGUUUUAUAAUAUGUAUUUAAUUAGGAAAAUAAAUAAUGGAUGAUGAUUAUUAAAUAUUAUUCAUACAUAAUGCCAAUCAUAACAUAAUUUACAUAAAAUAAUGAUCCAUUUGAAAAUAUAGAUACUAUUUUAAUUGAAGAUUAUUCUUUAUUAAGCUCAUGGCAUUUUAUUGAGGUUGAAUAUAAUCCUAAUACUUUAAAUUUUAAUUAUUUUAAUAAAAAGUAAAGCGAAUAAAUAAUAAGAACUUAUUCAAAUGUAAAUUAGUUUUCAAAUAUAUAUUAUCGUCUUUUUUUUGGUGGUUCAAGAGAGGAUUUUAGUUCUUUAGAAAGAUCAUUUGGAUUAAUUUCAUAUUAUGAUUGUAAUAAUUAGAAUAUUUAAUGUCACUAUUCUUGCUAAACAUGUGAAGGUCCUUUAUCAAAUGAAUGUUUAAGUUGUCCUGAAUCUUCUAAUAGAAUUUAUAAUGAAAUUGAAUAAACUUGUAGGUGUAAAGUUUGGUAUUCUGAAACAUCAGAUUUUAAUUGCGAAUUCGUUACUUAAAAUGAAGUGAUUGUUGAUCUUGUAAAUGAAUAGGAUGAUGAAGAUAAUGAAUUCUGUAAAUUUGGAGAAUUUAGUUUUAAUUAAAUUUGUUUUUAAUGGUAUAUGAUAAUUUAAUUUAGUCCUUCAGCUAGAUAAAUUAAUUAAGUCAUUUGUGUAGAAUGUUUAAUGAGACCAAUUGAUUGGGUAAUAAAAAGUGCUAGUUGUAAAGACACCUAUUAUUAAUUUGAAAAUUAUAAUUCUAAUAGCUUUCUUAAAGUGAAAAACAAUCCUGAAAUAACAAAUAUAUAAUUUAUAUUUGAAAAUGAAUAACUAUUGCCAUGUCAUGGUUGUAUCUUAUGCGAUUAAAUUACUGAUUAAAAUUGUUAAAUCUCAAAAUAUUAACAUUUAAAUAGAGUAACCUAUAUUAAAUGUUAAAUUGGUUAUUUAUUCUCUAAUGGAAAAUGUAUUAAGAUUAAAUCACUUGAAACUAAAAAGACUUACUGCUAAAUUAAUUGCUAACUAUGUGAAAAUGAUAUUUGCUUAUUGUGUUCUAGUUUAACAGAAUAUUUUAUAAACUAUAUGGGAUAAUGCUAAUAAUGUUCAAUUAUACAUUGCAAAUACUGUUUUUAAUAUAAUUAAUUCAAUUUUAAAGAAAAUUCAAUAUUAUAAAAUGAAUAAAACACAAAUUAAAUAAAUGAUGAUUACUUAGUUGGAUGUGCUUAGUGCCAAUAAGGUUAUUCCUUUUCAUUUAAACAGAAUUUAUGUAUAAAAAAUAAUGUUGAUAAUUAAUGUUCAAAUUUUAUCGAUAAUGAAGGUAAUACCAUCUGUUAUGCUACUAAAUUCGAAUUAUUAUAGAGUAAAUUUUAAUAAAUAAAUGAUUGUUAAGAUAUAAUCCCUAAUUGUGAAUAAUGUAUUUAUAGUCAAUUUGAUCUGAUGGUAUGUAUUUAAUGUUAGGAUGGAUAUUUUAAUAGCAAACUUAAUGGUUUAUGUAUGUCAUGUAAAGAUUUAUUUGAUUAUGUUUAAGAAUGUGAAUUGAACAACAAAACGCUCUAAAAAUAUAAAUUAGAAACUAUUGGAUAUUUAUAAUUAUUAACUUAAGAUUUUUAUAAUCUCAACUAAUUAUUUAGUAAUUAUAACUAAGUCUUAAUUACUUAAUGUUCAAAUAAUUUAGUAUUAGAUAUUAAUUUAAACAAAUGCACAGAAUCUUGUUUAAAUUGUGAUAAAUGCAAAUACAUCCAUGGAGAAUACUAAUGCAUCAAGUGUACUUCUUAAUCAGAUGAAAUUACUGAUUUUUAUUCAUAGAUUUCUGGCAAUUGUUAUCAAUGUCCUUAUCCGUGUAAAUUCUGCCUUCAAUUAGACAGUGAUUUAAUUAAUGUAAAAAUUAGAACCAUAUUAGAAAUAUAAUCCAUACUUUUUACUUAAUUCAACAAGCAUUAAAUAAGCUCAAAAAUGUCUAAUUAACUUUGAUAAUAAUUUAACCUAUAUUGAUCAAAAAAGUGGAUUGAUUAAACCUUUUAAUAAUGAAACAAAAAUGAAAUAAAAGUUUAUAAGUUACAGUGAAAAAUUAUCAACUUCUGAUGGUACCUUUGUAUUGUCAAAAAGUAUAUCAAGUUAUUAUUAUUUUAUUGCAAAUUAAAUCCCCUCAUAAUUAAAUUUGAUGAAUAAUUAUUAUGCAUUAAAAAAUUAUACAUCUACCAUUAUUGUUGACGCUUAUUUUACCGGAUAAGGAUUUGUUGAACUUUUUAAUAUAACUAAUUUUCACAUUUUCAACAGUUUAUAUAAGUACAAAAAUUCUUACAUCAGAGUCACUUCUUUUUAUGGUGUUGAUAUUAUUAUUUAGAAUCUUACUAUUAAAGAUGAAAUUGAAUCCAAUUUUUUACUUAUCUAUAUCUCCUCUGAUAUAAUUAUAAAUGAAUUUUACAUUGAAAAUUUAUUGUUAAACGAUGCCACAAUUAUCAAAAUAAAUAGUUUUUUUAAGAAUUCUUCUAUUAAGAUCACUUAUUUGUAAUUUUAUAAUUGCACUUUUUAAGAUAGUGUAUUUUUUUCAUUUAUAUCUGAUAAAUUUAAUACAAUUUUGAUCAAAUCUGUUAAUAUAUAAAAUUGUACUUUUAAAAAUAGUUUUUUUAUUAAAUAAUAAUUAUUGGAUCACAAUUAACAAUUCUUAAUCGAAGAUUUUUCCUUUGAAGAUUGUUUAUUAGAAAAUAGUUAAUUAUUUUUUAUACCAAGAACUUUUAGUGUUAUUUAAAUGAAUAAAGUAAAAUUUUCAAACAAUUAAUUAUACAAUUCAACAAUAUUAUCAACAUUUUCAUCUGUAAACCUAUAUGAGGUUGAAAUAAUAAAUACAAUAGCAAUAUAAAGUAUAAUUUUUUAUCAUUAAUUUGAAUAAUCCUCUAGUUUUUACUAAAUAAAUAAAUUAAAAUGUACAAACUUAGAUUUAAAUGGAUCAAAUAUUUUGUAAAUAAUUUCUUUGUAGCAAAAUAUUAAAAUAAAUGUAACUAUAAGAGAUUCUUAAUUUGAAAACAUCAAUUAAAUAUACUUUGAUGGAAAAAUAAGUGAAAACUUUUUUUUUUAUAUUCAAGGUGCUAACUUCUAUGCUAAUCAAAUUAUUCUCUAAAAUUAAAUAAUUUUUUAAUUUUUAGGUUUAGAGGACUGCUUUAAUAUUAUCAUUGAAAAAUUAAAUGUUGAAUAAAAUACAGAAAUAAACCAAUCUCUAAAAAAAUAAACUAUCAGUUAAAGUAAAAUUUAUUAGAACGAAUUAAUUUAUAUUUCUAAUUUUGUUAGUUUGGAUUUGAAUUAAAUAAAAAUUUAAGGAAUGACAUAGAUUGUAGAUCCAUUAAUCUAAAUCAGAUCUGAUGAAUCUAAGAAAAAAAUAGUAAAUAUUACAAAUUUAGAAAUCAAGAAUUAUCUUAGUUUAAAUUUGAUAAAGUCAGUUAAUUCUGUGGUUCAUAUUUAAAUUUAUUCAGAGUCUUUUAUUUAAUUAAAAAAUUGUGCAUUUAUAUCAAAUUAAUUUUGGUAUCAAUAGUCGAAUUAAGAUUUAUUUUAAUCUUCUUUAAUAAAAGUAUAAUCUCCUAAAUCAAUAGUAAUAUUAGAUAAUUUAAUGUUUAACGAUUUGAAAAUCUACAAUUCUUCAGAAUCUAUUAUUUUAAUUGAGGCUAAUGUUAUUUAUGCUUCUAAUCUCUAAGUUUAUAAAAUUAAUGCUGAUAAUUAAAAUUAAGUUAAAAGUUUGUGUGGCUUUGGGAUAUUUCAAACAUAAUUUAUAAAUUUAACUAAUUCAAAGUUCAUUGAAGUCAAUAGUAUUUAUUAUGGCUUCAUUUAUAUUCAAUUAAAGUAAGAAGGCAAGUUAACUCUAAGAAAUUGCAUUUUUGAUAAUACUUUUAUUGCUAAUCAUCCUAAUUAUUAAAUUUAAAUUGGUGGUGUUUUGACUAUUGAUGGUUAGCAAUCUAAAUUAAAUUUAGAAAUUAUUAAUCUUUAAGCAAAAAAUAUCUUUUCUUAAUAGAAAUGUGCAUUUUUAAAUCUUAUUCCCUCAUCUUUAACAAAUAAUAUCUUUAUGAAAAAUUUAUCCUUUAUAAACUUAUUUUCAUCAGAAAAUUCCUUUGGUACAUUUGAUUUUUCUUCCAAUAGUAAAAAUAAUAAAAUCGUACUUUAUUAUAUAAACUUCGAUAACACUGAAGAAUAAAUUGUUAAUAAAUUAUCUUAAUACACCAAUUUAUAAAAUUCAAGUAAUUUAGAUGGUAUAAUUUCAUCAAGUUUCAGGUAAAUAAAUAUAUAAUUAUAUUAGUCCUGUGUUGAUCUUUCAUUUUACUUACUCAGGAUAUCUAAAUUAACCGAUCUGUAGAAUUAAUAAUGGGGAUUUAAAAUUAAAGUAAUUUGUUUUAACUUCCAUAAAUAUAAUAUGUGAACUUUCUCAUAUAUUUAGCUUUGAAGCUAGGUUAAUGAAAAAUAUAUUUAUUGAAGAUUUUGUGCUUUAUAAAAUUGAAUCUCAAUUUUAUUUAAACAAUUUCUUUAAAUUAAAUUAAACAAAAUAAUCCUAAUAUUUAAGGUUUAGAAAUUUAAAAUUUCAAAAUAUAAUGUGUCCAUUUUGCUAAAAUGGAUUGACAAUUUUUUCAAGUGACUCAGAUUUUUAAAAUAUUUUAUUUUCUAAUAUCAAUUUUUUGAAUAAUAAUUGUGGAAAUAAUAGUUGCUUUAUUGUAAAAUGCAAAUAAAUCAAAUUUUAAAAAUCAAAAUUUAUUGAUAAUGUAGCAUAAUCAAAUGGAAUUUUAUAAUUUUAAACUAGUUCAAUAAAUUUGAGUUAAAUAAUUUUGAAAAACAAUAUAAUUUUAAAUAUUGCUGGUUCUAUUUAUUUAUAAAAUUCUUCUAUCAUAGCUAGUGAUAUAAUAAUAGUUAAUAAUAGCGCAAAAAUUGGUGGUGCAAUAAUUAGUGAAUAAAAUAAAUUAAAGAAGGAGACUAUAAAGUAAUUGAUGUUGUAUGAGAAUAAAGCAACUAAUGGAUUGAACAAUAUAAAAGAGGAAGCUGAUUUUUUGAAAUUAAAAAUGUAUGGAAUUGUUCUUAAGACAAAAAGAGAAAAGAUUGGAUCAUUAAUUAUAGAUCGUCCAGCUUAUAUUGUUAAUUAUAAAUAAGAAAGACUUAAUGAAACAUAUAUAAAAGUUGCUAGUGGUUAAAUGCUUAAAGAUUUUAAAAUAUUUGAUAUUCCAAAAAUGCAAUAAGUGAAAAAUAAUAUCUCUUUGAGUAUAGAAUUAUAUACUUAACUUGGUGAAAAAGUAGUAAAUAAUUUGGAUAAGAAAUGUUAUUUUGAAUAAUUAUAUGUUGAUGAAGGGAAAGGUUAUUAAUUAUAAGAGAUAUUAAUGAAUUCUUAAUAAGAGAAUGUUACAAUUUCAUCUUUUAAUAUUGAGACUUAAUCUUAUAGUUUAGAUAGUAUGGUAUUUAAUUUAGAUCCUAAUGCUAAUUAGUAAGUAUAUUUAUUAGUAAAAUCAUAUUGCGAAGGUAUGAAUGAAGAUCAAAAAUUUCUAUUUAAUGUUAAAACGUUAAAAUGUUAGAUUGGAGAAUAUUAUAAUAAUAACCAAUAAUGUUUACAAUGUGAUUUUGAAAAAGGAUAUUAUUCAGUUGAAAAGGAUUCUAUUGAAUGUUAAAGAUUGGAUCCUAAGAAGAUUAAAGCAGUAACAUCUUAAUCAAUUGAAUUAUUACCAGGAUUUUGGAGAUAUUCAUAUUAUUAACAUUAUAUAGAGGAAUGUGAAAAUAAAGAAUUAUGUUUAGGGGGUUGGGAAGUCAAUUAUAAAUCUUGUAAAACUGGUUCAAUUGGUGCAAUAUGUAAAGAAUGUGAUCUUUAUAAUAUACGAGGAGAAUCUUAAUAUUUAAAAUCCAUUUAAGGAGUUUGUGAAAAAAAAGUACUGGAACCUAAAAUAGUCAUAAUUACAGUGAUCCUAAUGAUUUUGUAAUGAAUUUUUAAUUAUUUAAAUUAGAACUUUUGGAGUUGCUUACAAAAUUUCAGCUAGUAAAUACUAAAUGAAUCUUUUUUAUAGAAGUUUAAAAUUAAAGACAAUACAUUUCAAAAUAUUAUUUCGAUGUCAAAUUGGUAAUUAAUUUAAUUUUUUAUAUUUAGAUCAAUCAACCACAUUGAUAAAAUUACUAAUACAUAUAAUGUAAAUAUUAUAUCAUUUGUUUCCACAUUUAAGUAUUUAAUCUAAUUUUUAAGAAAUAAUUUGGUCAAUAGGGAAAUCAUCUAAGACUUUAUUAUUUUUAGUUAAUUUUGUUGCUGAUUAUUUAAAGAUAUCUAUUAUUUACUUAUAAGUAAUUUGGGCAGUAUUAAUUCCAAUUUUAUAAAUAAUAUUAAUUGGUUUUUGUUAUUAAUUGUUCUAAAUAUUUUUAGUAAAUGGAAAUAGGAAUUUCAGUUAUGCUUUAAUAUCAUGUUUAUUUAUAAUAUUUUAUUCAAUUCCGAAUGUGAUAGAAGAGUAAAAGAUAUUUAAAUGAUUUAGGUUAUCUUCAUUGACUUCUAUAAGAAGUGUAGUAAAUAUAGAUUGGAUAGAAGCUAAUUUAGCAUAUGUUUAUAAUACAAAAGAACAUUAUUCUUGGAUUCUAUAUUUUAUAAUGCCAAUUAUGUUAACAACAUUUAUUACAAUUCCAUUGACUGCAUUUAUAUUGAUAAGAAAGAGACAUAAAUAGAUUCACAAAGUUGAUCCAACUAUUGGAAUUUAUGGAUUUUUAUGCAAUGAUUAUAAAGAAUAGUUUUAUUAUUGGGAGUUAGUAAAUUUAUAGAUGAGAUAAUUAACAAUAUUAAUUCAUUAGCAUAUUAAUAAUCUAAGAAUAAUAUUUAAGAAUUUGAUAGUUCUUUUGAUUUUAUUUAUAUACUUUGUAGCAAUAUCUUAAAAGAAACCCUAUGAGAAAUAAUAUAUAAAUAAGAUAGAAAGAAUUGGUUUAUUUACAUGUUCAAUAGUAGUGUGUUUUAUUUGUUUAUCUUAGGAGACAAAAGAUGAAGGUUUAAAAGAAGUUUAAUUGAUAUCAGAAUAUGUAAUAAUAAUAAUUGUAAUAUUCUUGUUGACUUACAUAAUUUAUUAUAUUUUGUUAGUUUUAAUGAGAAACUAUGAUGAAUCUUUUGAUAGAUUAAGAAAAAUUAUAUUAAUAAGAUUUCCAUAGAUUGAUAAUUAAUUUCCAUGUAUGAAAAAGUAUUUGAGAUCCAGACUGGAAGCUAAAAGGAAUGUAGAGAAAAAGUUUGUUUUAAUAAAGUAAUGUUUAAAGACACAUAAAUAAAAUAAUUCAAGAAUUCUUAGAUAGACAAUAAAUUUGGCAAAUGAGGAAAUGAUAUCUUAGAUACAAAGAUCAGAUCAUAGAUAAUUAAUAAUAUCAUCUCACUUAUCUUACAUAUAUUGA